Heterobilharzia americana is the source of this 1683-nucleotide messenger RNA. The record is from the annotation of a GenBank genome assembly. Lineage: Eukaryota; Metazoa; Platyhelminthes; Trematoda; Strigeidida; Schistosomatidae.
UAAAACUUCAACACUUCAUGGUGGUGGAGUUCACUAACAGCCUAUCCCACCCUAGAUUCAUUCAGUCAACCACAUACACAUAAGAAUUAUCAUCAUCCUGAUCGAUUAUACUGAGUACCGUUCAUGGAAAGUAGACAGUGGAAUGGUCAUAUUAUUCGAUAAGGUGGGGGACGGAUGGGUAGAAUGUAGAAUGUCAUUGAUAUGUACGCGUGUUUACACACUGUUGAUCGACCAAUCGAAUCACUGCACACUUUAUUCAGUAAAUAGUAAUCAGUAUGACAUUCUACUCCUCAGUCUGCUUUUAUUCAACGUUGAAACCGGUGGCAACUUGUUCUUAGAUGAAUAAUAAGCUUACAACAAGGACGACAUUCAUAGUCUACUUUUAGAACAGAUUAUAGUGGAAAGGAAGUGACCUGAUAUUUUUAUCCUCGUGCAUACUAUACACCCCAUUUCUUGUAAAACAUACACUGCAUGGAUUCGAAUGAUUUGUUGCCAUCACACAGUCAUUCUUAUAAAAGCCAACUGAAACAACUCUCUGAGUUAAGGAUUGAUUCAAUGUCGACUUCCAAUACGAAUAUGAAUGAAAAUUAUGAUGCUACAUCAUACCGAUUCAACUUUAUAUCAAACCUUCACCAAUGUUUCAUGGGAAGAAAUUUCUUCAACCGGGAACAGCAUCUACUACAAAUGCUACUACGAGAGCCAUUGGGAGACCAUGUCUGGCUGGCACACAGACGCAACAGCAAGACCAUACACUGCCAACUGCAGGUUCAUCAUCAUCAAGUGCUGUUCACAGUGAAAGAAAUUCUCAGCUGGCUAGGUUACGUCAACUGCAACAGCUAUAUCAGAGACUGGCUGUUUUAUCCGCAAUAAAGAGUGAGAAGGUAGAGGGAAAAAGUGACAAAAAUGAUGCCACAUCAUAUCGAUUCAAUUUCACAUCAAACCAUUUACCGACAUUCCAUGGAGAGAAAGUUCUUCAAUUGGGAAGAGCACUCCCUGCAAAUGCUUCAAAUGCAUCAUUCCUGGCUGAUAUAGAAAAAGCUGCAAUGAUGUAUAGAAAUGCAGCAGGUAAGGCCUCAGAGACGAGUGAUGCAGUCUACCAUUGGUCAGGAAAACUGCCAGUUCGAGCCCGUAGAACUAUGACAUUUUCACGGAAAGUCUUUCUUGGUGGUAUACCAUGGGAUAGUACAAGUGAAGAGCUAGUCAGAAUCUUUUCUCGAUUUGGCAGUGUGACUAUAUGCUGGCCACAGAAGGAUGCAAUGCAAUCCAGCAAUACAAACACUGAACCUUCUACAACCAAAGGUUAUUGCUACUUGAUAUUCGAUCAUGAGGUCAGUGUGUCUCAACUGCUUGCAAAAUGUGCUCACAAUUCAGCUACAGGUGGAGACUUUUACAAAAUUUCAAGUCCGAAAUUCCCAUCUAAAGAUGUACAGGUUGGUACAUUUUUGGAGAUUUGAUUUAUCAGUUUCCAAAUUGUUUAUGAAAAUGAAUUACAGCACAAUUGUGAACAAAGAUAAGUUUAAAACUUGAUGUCUUGUUGUGUUAGAGAAGGUAGGCACAAGAUGAUAUUGUCACAGGUAGAUUGAGAUAUCCAUCUAGCUGUGGUGUGAGUAGCCGAGUUCCUCAUGACUGCACUGAUGUGCAGUCCUUGAAAGUGUGUAUUUAUUUGCUGUUGAGUUGUUUUGG